Anopheles maculipalpis is the source of this 1071-nucleotide messenger RNA. RefSeq names its product sin3 histone deacetylase corepressor complex component SDS3-like. Bases 1 to 1071 code for a protein of 356 amino acids. NCBI's taxonomy places the organism in Eukaryota, Metazoa, Arthropoda, Insecta, Diptera, Culicidae. Gene Ontology annotation, cellular component: Sin3-type complex. The record is from RefSeq and is a predicted model, not a curated record. The transcript is spliced from 3 exons. Gene Ontology annotation, molecular function: histone deacetylase binding. Gene Ontology annotation, biological process: negative regulation of transcription by RNA polymerase II.
AUGGCAGGAAACAGAAACAUUGCAACCUAUCUAGAAAUGGACAACAUACGGGACGACCAGGACCACGAUGCUGACAGUUUGGAAGACACGGACGAAGCGAGCGAAAGUGACAUGGUAACUGGAUCGACCAGCACCCGCCACCACAGCGUUGACGAACGACUCGAGAUUAAGGAGCAGAUGUACCAGGACAAGCUUGCCAACCUUCUGGGCCAGUUGGAGCUAUGCAAGCAGGGUAAGCACCCCGAAUAUCUCAAAAUUGUCGAACGGUUGCAAACCGAGCUGGACGAUCGGUUGCUGUUGAACGAGGUGGAGCGGGACUAUCUGCUUGCCUGUGCCGAGCUUGACUGCAUCCUGGAGCAGGCGGCCGCAGAGAAGGAGUAUGAAGAGAAGAAAGCCGAGUUGAUAGAGAACCUGAUUGCCGAUCUCGAGGAUCAGAAGAAGAUGAUCGAGCACGAGUUUUCCACGAUGGAGCUGAACGGGGACUUGAUUGACAUGAAGCCAACGGUAACACGGAAGUUGCGCCGCCGGCCCAAUGAACCACUGCCCGUGCCGGAGAAGCGCCGCAAGCCUACCACGAAUCAGCUCACAUUUCUGCUGGAAGACAAAGAGAUCGAGCACGAUUUGAAGCUAAUUGCGCGCAACAAAGCUAGCUCCGCUAGCCGUGCGGCAGCAGCUCAGCACACUAUAAAUGAGGGUGCGAGUGGUAGCGGGAGUGCCGGUACGGCGGGCAGAGGCGUUGCCUCUGUCGGUAUGAAUUUAGCGGACCAGAAUGGAACACCUUCGGAGGGCUACGGUAGCGGAACGACUGGUCCAUCGGCGGGUGGACAAUCAAACCAGCUGGCGAUAGAUACUCGCAUCGAGGACGGUAAACUAUGGUACGAGCGGCGUUGGUUUCAUCGUGGCCAACCAGUACAUGUCGAGGGUCGGGACAUUUCACGCUUUGCAGCCAACAUUUCGGCCAUCGGGGUGGAAGCGAUCUGCGUGAAAAAGACAACCGACGGCCAGAAGGUGCGCAUCUUUCUGUCGCAACUACGCCGUGGCAAGGUAUCGAUUAAGCGACGUGCUAAUUAG